Molecule: messenger RNA, 726 nt
Organism: Brettanomyces nanus
Lineage: Eukaryota; Fungi; Ascomycota; Pichiomycetes; Pichiales; Pichiaceae
Exons: 1
Coding region: 1-726 (241 amino acids)
Biological process (GO): cardiolipin biosynthetic process
Cellular component (GO): membrane; mitochondrion
Molecular function (GO): CDP-diacylglycerol-glycerol-3-phosphate 3-phosphatidyltransferase activity; cardiolipin synthase activity
Source: RefSeq, a predicted model, not a curated record
AUGGACAGGUCUCGAGAUUUGAAGAAUAAAACGAUUCAGAAAUCGAUCGAGCUCAAAGAUAAUAUCUCCAAGAUCCUCCCUCCGGAUAUCCACGAGAAUAUAUACACUCUACCCAACUUCCUUACGCUCACAAGACUUAUAUGUGCACCAGUAGUCGGAUACAUGAUUAUCCAUAAGAUGACUACAGGUGCUCUUAGUCUUUUCGUUUACUCCUGUAUUACAGAUUUCUUUGAUGGACUUAUAGCAAGACACUGGGAUUUGAAAUCCGUCGUCGGCAGCAUUCUUGACCCUAUUGCUGAUAAGGCUUUAAUGAUCAUCUGUACUGUCUGUCUAUCGAUAACCUCCGAAAUUCCUCUGUAUUUGGCUAUUCUUAUAUUGGGAAGAGAUAUUAUGCUUGGAUUGGCUGGUGUGGUGGUGAGAUACAUUACAUUACCGGCUCCAAAGACCCUGCUAAGGUACUUUGAUUUUAGCAUCAUUUCUGUUGAAGUUCGGCCUUCCAUGAUCAGCAAGGUUAAUACCGCUCUUCAGAUGGUCUACUUAGGUACUAUAAUGAUUAAACCGUUGGCCAUGAUUUACUUGGGCCAGAAUUACGGUGAAGAUGCCACUGGAAUUCUGCUAUCUCUGAUUAAAUACUUCGAAUGGAUUGUGGCUACCACUACCACGUGGAGUGGACUAUCCUAUUUAUUUGGCAGGAAAGCUGUCAAGAUAUUGCUACCAAAGAAAUAG